Molecule: messenger RNA, 6714 nt
Organism: Cyprinodon tularosa
Lineage: Eukaryota; Metazoa; Chordata; Actinopteri; Cyprinodontiformes; Cyprinodontidae
Exons: 15
Coding region: 8-6385 (2125 amino acids)
Molecular function (GO): metal ion binding
Source: RefSeq, a predicted model, not a curated record
GAUCGCGAUGUGUUCUAAGGAGAACCUUGACACCAUCCUUGAGGAUUUGAAAAGAAAAGAAUUUGACAAAUUCAAAUGGCACCUUGAGAACGAGACCUGGAAUGGAACAGAGCCCAUCAAACACUGCAAAUUGGAGGGGGCAGAGAGCCAUACUGUUGUGGACCUGAUGGUGCAAAAGUACCUGCUCAGUGGAGCUUCAUCAAUCAUGGAAAAUAUUCUUAAGAAGAUGGGCAAAAACGACCUGGUGAAGAAGCUAGAACAACUGACUGAAGGUCAAAGGUCAGCUAAAGGUCAGUCCCAGGAGCAUCUGGCUGAAGAGGUUGUCAGUCGAUGUCAAGAUGACCUGAAAGAGGCUCUGAAAAAGAAAUUUGAAUGUGUCUCUGAAGGUGUUGCUAAAGUUGGAAAGAAAACCUUUCUUGAUGAGAUCUACACAGAGGUCUACAUCACAGAGGGAAAGACUAGAGAGGUCAAUGCUGAACAUGAGGUCAGAAGGGUUGAAGCAGCAUCCUGGAAACAAAACAGACCAGGAGAAACAAUCAGAUCAGAAGACAUCUUCAAUUCAUCUGGAGGAAGGGCUCGGAUCAGAACCGUGAUGACGAUGGGCGUGGCUUGCAUCGGGAAAACAGUCUUAACACAGAAGUUCACUCUGGACUGGGCUGAAGGCAGAACCAACCAGAACAUCCAGUUCAUAUUUCCAUUCACCUUCAGACAGCUAAAUGCUCUAAAAGAGGAAAAGUUUAGCUUGGUGGGACUGAUUCAUAAACACUUUGAACCAAUAAGAGAUGCAGGCAUUGACAGCUUUAAAAACUUCCAGGUUCUUUUCAUCUUAGAUGGUCUGGAUGAGAGUCGACUUUCUCUCCACAAUGAUGAGAUUCUGACUGAUGUUACAGAAUCCACCUCAGUGGAUGUUCUGCUGACUAACCUCAUCAGGGGGAAACUGCUUCGUUCGGCUCUCCUAUGGAUAACCUCAAGACCUGCUGCAGCCAAUCAGAUCCCUCCUGAGUCUGUUGGCAUGGUGACAGAGGUCAGAGGGUUCACCAACCCACAGAAGGAGGAGUACUUCAGGAAGAAGUUUAGAGAUGAAGAGAAGGCCAGCAGGAUCAUCUCCCACAUUAAAAGAUUAAAAAGUCUCUUCAUUAUGUGUCACAUUCCCAUCUUCUGCUGGAUCACUGCUGAUGUUCUGGAGGGUUUAUUGGAGAGCAAAGAUGGAGGAGAGCUGCCAAAGACCCUGACUGGGAUGUACAUCCGCUUCCUGAAGCUUCAGAUCGAACGGAAAAUGAUCAAGUAUGAUGGAAGACAAAAGACUGCUAAAAACAUCAAAAUGGUUCAGUCUCUAGGAAAACUGGCCUUUGAGCAGUUGCUGGAAGGACACUUGAUCUUCUAUAAACCAGACCUGGAAAAGUGUGGCAUCAACAUCAAAGAUGCUUCAUGGUUCUCAGGAGUGUUCACUGAGAUCUUUAAAGAGGAGAGAGGGAUGGACGACACCUCAGUCUACUCCUUCGUUCAUCUGAGCUUCCAGGAGUUUCUGGCUGCAGUCUACAUGCUCCGCUGCUUCACCAGCAGGAACACAGAGGUGGUGGAGAACUUCCUGGGAGAAAAAUACAGAGAAACAUCUCUGGACGACUUCAUGAAAAAAGCCAUGGAGAAAUCCCUCAGGAGUAAAAAUGGCCACCUGGACUUAUUUGCUCGCUUCCUUCAUGGCCUCUCUGUGGAGUCCAACCAGAGCCUCUUAGGAGGCCUGUUGGGUCAGAUGAAGAAUAGUCCAGGAACCAUCCAGAGAAUCCUCAACAAUCUGAAGGAGAUGAACACUAGUUAUAAGAUCUCUACUGAUAGAUGCAUCAACAUCUUCCACUGUCGUCAGGAGAUGCAGGACCUCUCAGUUUAUCAGGAGAUCCAACAGUUCCUGAAAUCAGGAAUGAAGCUCUCAGAGAUCCAGUGCUCAGCUCUGGCCUACAUGCUUCAGAUGACAGAGGAGAUUCUGGAUGAGUUAGACCUGGAGAAGUACAACACAACAGAACAUGGACGAUGUAGACUGGUCCCAGCUGUGAGGAACUGCAGAAAGGCUCAACUUGGUGGCUGUUUUCUCUAUGAGGCUGAAUGUGAAGUUGUGGCCUCAGCUCUGAAGUUCAACCUUAAUCUGACUGAAGUGGAAAUAGAGACAAUCUUUGGAGAUGGAUCCUUUGGAGACUCUGACAUGAAGCACCUGUGUGAGAUACUGGAGAGUUCAAUCUGCAAAGUGAAGAAACUGAGAUUGGAGGACUGUAGAUUAUCAGAGAUUAGUUGUGCUUCUCUGGGCUCAGCUCUGAAGUCUAAUCCAUCCCAUCUGACAGUACUGAUGCUGAGAGGAACCAACCUGGACCCUGGAAUGAAGGAUCUCAGUGGGUUUCUCCAGUCUCCCCUCUGCAAACUACAGACAUUGAGACUGACUGAAGUCCAGAAGAUGGAAGAUCGUGAUCAAAAAGGGAAUAUGACAGAACCUGCAGGAUCUAGUUGUCCAUCUCUGAAGAGUGAUGGAUUAAAACGAAACACUCCAUACUUCAGUAAUGAACCUGGACUUUCAGACACACAAGGUCAGAACCACAGGCAGAGAGCAGAAACUCCAGGAUCCAGCAGUCCAUCUAUGAGGAGGGACUUCUCCCAAGGACUCUCUCCAGAAUUCUGUAAUGAGCCUGGACCUUCAGACCAGAGCCCAAGAAAAAGAGCAAAAUAUCCAGGAUCCAGCUGUCCAUCUAGGAGUACUUACUUCUCCAAAGGACAUCCUCCAGAGUUCAGUAAUGAUCCUGGACCCUCAGACCAGAACCCCAGAAAAAGAGCAGAAACUCCUGGAUCCAGCUGUCCAUCUAUGAGGAGUGACUUCUCCAAAGGACACCCUCCAGAGUUCAGUAAUGAUCCUGGACCCUCGGACCAGAACCCCAGAAAAAGAGCAGAAUCUCCUGGAUCCAGCUGUCCAUCUAUGAGGAGUGACUUCUCCAAAGGACACCCUCCAGAGUUCCGUAAUGAUCCUGGACCCUCGGACCAGAACCCCAGAAAAAGAGCAGAAUCUCCUGGAUCCAGCUGUCCAUCUAUGAGGAGUGACUUCUCCAAAGGACACCCUCCAGAGUUCAGUAAUGAUCCUGGACCCUCGGACCAGAACCCCAGAAAAAGAGCAGAAUCUCCUGGAUCCAGCUGUCCAUCUAUGAGGAGUGACUUCUCCAAAGGACACCCUCCAGAGUUCCGUAAUGAUCCUGGACCCUCGGACCAGAACCCCAGAAAAAGAGCAGAAUCUCCUGGAUCCAGCUGUCCAUCUAUGAGGAGUGACUUCUCCAAAGGACACCCUCCAGAGUUCCGUAAUGAUCCUGGACCCUCGGACCAGAACCCCAGAAAAAGAGCAGAAUCUCCUGGAUCCAGCUGUCCAUCUAUGAGGAGUGACUUCUCCAAAGGACACCCUCCAGAAUUCAGUAAUGAUCCUGGACCCUCAGACCAAAAAUGGAGGGAGAGGAGCAGUAUUGAUGUGGCAGAACGGUUGUCCUGCGCUUUGUGUCAGGACUUUCGGAAGAAACUGGUCUCUACCACCUGUGGACACUGGUUCUGCAGACAAUGCAUCAGAUCUUUCUGGGACAAGUCUGCUCCAUCAGGAACCCCCUCCUGCCCUCAAUGUGAAAAAAGAUCCAGAAUUAGAGCAGGACUGCGGAAAACCACCCAGAACUGCUAUGAGGGAGCAGAUGCUUGUCUGCAGGAGGUUCUAGAGGAACAUAAGGUCAGUCUGAGGAGGAGAUUUGAAUGUGUGGAUGAAGGAAGUGAUGGAAAGGGAAAUAGAACUCUCUUCAACAAGAUCUACACCGAUCUCUACAUCACAGAAGGACAAAGUGAAGAGGUUAAUACCCAACAUGAGGUGAAGCAGCUGGAGAGAGCUUCCAAGAUCCAGAACCUCCAUGAUUCUCCAAUCAGGUGCCAGGACAUCUUCAAACCCUUACCUGAGCAACAUGGAGCAAUCAGAGUGGUUCUGACCAAUGGCGUCGCCGGUGUUGGAAAAACCUUCUCAGUGCAGAAGUUCACUCUAGACUGGGCAGAGGGUUUGGAGAACCAAGAUGUCAGUGUGGUGGUUCUGCUUUCCUUCAGGGAGAUGAACCUGAUCAGAGAUCAGCAGCACAGUCUUCUCACGCUGCUCCAUGUUUUCCAUCCAACCCUCCAAAAGCUCCCUGCAGAGAAGCUGGCUGUCUGGAAGCUUCUCUUUAUCUUUGAUGGCCUGGAUGAAAGCAGACUUUCUCUGGACUUCAAUAACAGUCUGCUUGUUUCAGACAUCACUCAGAAGUCAUCAGUCAAUGUUUUGCUGAUGAACCUCAUCAAGGGCAACCUGCUUCCCCUGGCUCUGGUCUGGAUAACUUCCCGACCUGCAGCGGCCAAUCAGAUCCCACCUUCCUGUGUUUCCAGGGUAACAGAAGUACGAGGUUUCACUGAUGCCCAGAAGGAGGAAUACUUCAGAAGGAGGUUAAGUAAUGAAGAGAUGUCCAGCAGAAUAAUCUCCCACAUUAAGACCUCCAGGAGCCUCCACAUUAUGUGUGGAAUCCCUGUAUACUGUUGGAUCACUGGUACAGUUCUGGCAAACCUUUUUUACAGAGAGCAGAUAGGAGAGCUGCCGAAGACCAUGACUGACAUGUACUCACACUUCCUGCUGGUCCAGAACAGGAGGAAGAAGAACAAGUACCAUGAAGGACAUGAAAUGAGAUUUCCAGACCUACUGGAGACUGAAAGGGAAGUUCUUCUGAAGCUGGGGAGAGUAGCAUUGGAACAUCUGGAAAAAGGUAACAUCAUGUUCUACCAAGAAGACCUGGAGCAGUGUGGUCUUGAUGUCAAAGAGGCCUCGUUGUACUCAGGAGUUUGUACAGAGAUCUUCAAAAGAGAGAGCGUGAUCUUCCAGAAACCAGUCUACUGCUUUGUUCAUCUGAGCAUCCAGGAGUUUUUGGCUGCUGUCUACAUGCUCCACUGUUUCACCAGCAGGAACAAAGAGGUGGUGGAGAACUUCCUUGGAGGAAAAUACAGGGAAACAUCUCUGGAGGAUUUCAUGAAGAGAACCAUGGAGAAAUCCCUCGGGAGUAUAAAUGGUCACCUGGACCUGUUUUCUCGCUUCCUUCAUGGCCUCUCUGUGGAAUCCAACCGGAGACUUUUAGGAAGCCUUUUGAGUCAGAGCAAAAAUAGUCCAGAAACAAUCCAGAGAAUCAUCAACAAUCUGAAGGAGAUGAACACUGAUAUUUCCCCUGACAAAAGCAUCAACAUCUUCCACUGUCUGAUGGAGAUGAAAGAUCUCUCAGUUCAUGAAGAGAUCCAACAGUUCCUGAAAUCAGAGAAAAGAUCAGAAAAUGAGCUCUCUUUGUUCCAGUGCUCAGCUCUGGCAUACAUGCUGCAGAUGUCAGAGAAGGUUCUGGAUGAGUUGGACCUAGGAAAGUAUAACACUUCAGAAAGGGGACUGCGGAGACUGGUUCCAGUGGUGAGAAACUGCAGAAGGGCUCGACUUGUUGGUUGUUCACUUUCAAAGACUGAGUGUGAAAUUGUCGCCUCUGCACUGAAGGCCAACCCUUGUCAUCUAACUGAACUGCACAUAUACGAAAUCUUUGGAUGGAAAACACAUGGUGACUCUAAGCUGAAGCACCUGUGUGAGAUACUGGAGAGUUCAAUCUGCAAACUUAAGAUUCUUAGAUUGGAGCCUUGGAGUUUGUCAGAGAUUAGCUGUCCUUCUCUGGGCUCAGCACUGAAGUCCAACCCUUCCCAUCUGGAAGAACUGGACCUGAGUCGGAAUAUCCUGCAAGACACACUACUGAAGGAGUUCUGUGGUUUUCUACAGACUCCCCUCUGCAAACUGCAGGCAUUGAGAAUGGAGGACUGCAGUUUGUCAGAGAUCAGCUGCGCUUCUCUGGUCUCAGCUCUGAAGUCCAACCCAUCCCAUUUGACAGAUCUGGACCUCAGUGUGAACAAAGAUCUGAAACAUUCUGGAGUGAAGCAGCUCUGUGGUUUUCUACAGAGCCCCUUCUGCAAAUUACAGACAUUAAAAUUGAAGCUCUGCAGUCUGUCAGAGAUCAGCUGUGCGUCUCUGGUCUCAGCUCUACAGUCCAACCCUUCCCAUCUGACAGAACUGGAUCUGAGUGGCAACAUACAUGUAAAAGAUGCUGGGGUGAAGAAGCUUUGUAGUUUUCUACAAAUUCCUCUCUGCAAACUACAGACAUUGAGGUUAGAGAACUGCAGUUUGUCAGAGUUCAGCUGUACUUCUCUGGUAUCAGCUCUGAAAUCAAACCCCUCCCAUCUGACUGAACUGGACCUGACGAAGAACAACCUGAAGGGAUCCGAUGUUCAACACCUGGAGAAUCUUGUAAAAAGUUCAGACUAUAAACUGCAGACUCUAGGGUGGAGGUGAUGAUCUUAGUGGAGGAGAGAAGCUGAUCUGUGUCCUGAUGAUCCUCAGACGUUGAAGCUGCAGCAGUUUGAGUUUAAAGAGACUCUGACUGGAUCCUGAUGAUGAACUCUGAGUUUAGAGAUUUUUUAGCUCUUUAUUUUUUCUUGGUAAGUUGAAAGUGGCCUGUACUUAAAUUUCUCCUUUUUAUUCAGGGAACUCCAAGUUGCUUUUCCCUUUACUCUCCCAGUUAGUGUGUCUCCCAGUUAGUGAUAUUUUGUCUUUGAGGCAUUUUGCUCUGAAACUGAAGAAAAUGUUACCAACAAUAUGAAAUAAAGCUUUGUUUAAAAGUU